This is a messenger RNA of Cicer arietinum (chickpea), 1053 nucleotides long. RefSeq names its product glucan endo-1,3-beta-glucosidase-like. Gene Ontology annotation, biological process: carbohydrate metabolic process. The record is from RefSeq and is a predicted model, not a curated record. Lineage: Eukaryota; Viridiplantae; Streptophyta; Magnoliopsida; Fabales; Fabaceae. Gene Ontology annotation, molecular function: hydrolase activity, hydrolyzing O-glycosyl compounds.
AUGAGUUUCACGGAUAAUGAAGAAACCCUAUUCACUGUUAAUAGUUGGUGUAAAAUGAGUUUCAUUGAUAAUACAUACACACAAGAGAUGUUCGGAACAUGCCUUACAAUUGCACAAUCCAUAGGAGUUUGCUAUGGAAUGAAAAGCGACAAUCUACCAUCAAGGCAAGAUGUUGUGGAUUUAUAUAAAUCAAAAGGAAUUGGAAAAAUGCGUAAAUACUAUCUAGAUGAAGAAGUCCUCCAAGCCCUUAGAGGUUCCAACAUAGAAUUGAUCCUUGAUGUGGCUAAAGAAACCCUUCCUUCUCUUGCAAAUGCCAAUGAAGCCACAAAUUGGGUCAACAAAUAUGUGACACACUAUAUACAAUAUGUCAAUAUGAAGUACAUCAUUGUUGGUAAUGAAAUCCAUCCUGAUGACAAUGAGGCCCAAUACAUUUUCCAUGCCUUACAAAACAUUCAAAAUGCAAUUUCAUCUUCCAAUUUACAAAUCAAAGUUUCAAUAGCAAUAGACAUGACUUUGAUUGCUAAUUCCUAUCCACCAAAUGAUGGUGAUUUCAAUGACAAGUCAUAUAUACAACCAAUAAUUAACUUCUUAGUAAACAAUGGGUCACCACUUCUUGCAAAUGUUUACCCUUACUUUGCUUAUAUUGGUGAUGAAAAAAAUAUUCCUCUUGUAUAUGCUCUUUUUACUCAACAAGGAAACAAUAAUCUUGGGUAUCAAAACCUCGUUGAUGCUAUGUUAGAUUCAAUUUAUGCGGCUCUUGAGAAGAUUGGAGCGUCCAAUUUGCAAAUUGUUGUGUCUGAGAGUGGAUGGCCAUCACAAGGUGGAGAUGGGGCCACAAUUGAAAAUAGUGCUACGUAUUAUAAAAAUUUAAUUGAUCAUGUUAAGAGUGGGAAUGGGACUCCUAAGAGGACAGGUCAAACUAUUGAUACUUAUUUGUUUGCCAUGUUUGAUGAAGAUCAAAAACCUAAUGUUGAAACCGAAAAACAUUUUGGUCUCUUUAAUCCUUAUAAAUCACCCAAAUAUCAAAUAGGAUUCAAUUGAAAAAAUUGAUAA